UCAUCACUCCCUUUUUCUACUCACUGUGCUCCUCCGAAACUUUCUCAUCGAUUCUCUCAACCUCAACAAAAAGAUUAUAUUCUCUCCUUCCGAUCUAGAAAAAAAAAGAAAGAGAUGGCCGGUGGUCGUGGAUCUUCGAAAUCAACUGCGCCCAAGGCGAGGAAGAGAGUGGAAGCUGAAUCCAAACCCGAAACCACUAACAAUAACAACAUCAAUACCUUGCUUCGCGCCAAAGAUGGCAGCGCCUUUGCUAAAUGUGAAGGAUGCAACAAGAACGUAGCUGUGGCGCUUAUCAGUAUGCACGAUUGUAGCCUCGACGCUAAAAUUCGAGUCAAUCUCGAAGCACAAGUUGUUGAGACACAAACCGAGGCUAAGAAGAAACCUGUUGAGAGGAAGAAGUCAACAUCUGAUGAACCUAAGGCAAAGAGACUCAGGAAGGCCAAGGAUGAUAGUAAGAAGAAGAGCUCCUCUUCCUCUAACAAGCCCAAGCGACCUCUCACUGCCUUCUUCAUCUUCAUGGCUGAUUUCCGCAAAACUUUCAAAGAAGAGAAUCCUGACGCUGGCGUUAAGGAUGUUGCAAAGCAGGGUGGUGAAAAGUGGAAGUCUUUGGAUGAGGAAGAGAAGAAAGUUUAUUUGGAUAAAGCUGCUGAACUAAAGGCAGAGUAUAACAAGUCACUUGAGAGCAGCAACGAUGCUGAUGAGGAAGAAGCUGAUGAUGCUGAUGAGAAACAGUCUGAUGAGGCUGAGGAGAAGCAAGCUGAUGAUGAGGAGGCUAAGGAGAAUGAAGCUGAGAAGAAAGAGGCUGAAGGUAAAGAAGAGGAAGAUGAGAUUUUGGAUGACUACUAGAUAUGUUUAAAUCUUUCUUUGGUUUAAUCUCCAAUGAAAUGGAUUCAACUCUUUAUCCUGUGAUGGUGCAUUGUAAAUUUUCAACUUUCAUUAGUUAUCUUAAGAUGGUUGUGUGAGCAGCAUGUGAGGUUUUUGUAGUUCACUCUUUUUUUGUUUAGACAAGUAUUGAAGAUUAAUGUUUUUAGUUUCA
Molecule: messenger RNA, 1036 nt
Organism: Brassica napus (rape)
Lineage: Eukaryota; Viridiplantae; Streptophyta; Magnoliopsida; Brassicales; Brassicaceae
Product: high mobility group B protein 7-like
Exons: 8
Coding region: 115-846 (243 amino acids)
Source: RefSeq, a predicted model, not a curated record